Messenger RNA from Cuscuta campestris, 2530 nucleotides. NCBI's taxonomy places the organism in Eukaryota, Viridiplantae, Streptophyta, Magnoliopsida, Solanales, Convolvulaceae. The record is from the annotation of a GenBank genome assembly.
UACGUCAUAGUUGAUUUUAACUACUAGGGUUUCUUUCUGCGCCAUACACAUACACAGAUCAAUUGCAUCGUCGUCGUGACAGCCCAAUUUCAAUACAGUUAUUUUCGGAUUCGGUUGGGCUGUAGGGAGUAGAUAUGGCUAGGGAUUGGGAUAUGUCGAGGUCACCGGCGUAUAGGAGGUAUUCCCGGUCUCCUUCUCCGGUGGUGCACAGAUCUAGCCACCGAAACCGUCGGGACAGAAUUCGAUCUCCGUAUUCGCGUAGCAGAAAACGAAGCCGCUCAUUGUCACCAAGACGUCAUAAAAGUCGCUCCCCAACAUCAAAGCGCCAUAGAAGACAAAGAAGUAAGAGCAUAUCGUUGUCACCUAUUGGGAAACCUCCCAGAUCAAGUACUGGAUUAAAAGAGCAGAAGGAUGAUAGUGAAAUGCUAAGAAAACUGGAACAGGAAAAGAAAAGGUAUAUGUAUAGUUUUAUAUCCUUCUCUUCCUUUUUUUCUUACAUUUUUCUUUAAGCAAUUACGUGCUUUUAUUCCUAAACUAGGGUGAUGGAUUGGAUGUUUAAGGAUUUCCCUGUUUGGAUUCAGUUGUGCAUAUACUUCAUCAAUUUAUAACUUUUUGCUGGUCAACUAUUGAGUGAGCUGCUAUAGACAUAUAGGCUGAAUAUGCGAAUGCCCAUGCUAUUCCUUUUAAGGCUCAUUUAUCUUUGUGUAUGUUUGGGACCAGUUUAGCUUAACUUACAAUAAAGAUGGUCCCUUUGCAAUUUUGGCUGAUUAGUAGUAAAGUCAUUAUCUUUGAGUGCCAUUUUUGUUUCAUAUUUUUUUCUGAUUUUCUUUAACCUACAACUGCUAUUAAUCUUAUUUAAUUUUUUUGUACCUUAAUCUGUUUCCCUCUCCCUAGUUUGAUGCUUGGGCUAAGGGGCAUUUAUAAAAUUAUUUACCUAAUGUAGAAGUGCAGUCUAGAAUACUGUCUAUGGCAAGAACCCUAUUAUACAUGUGGAUAUAAAAUACUCCAUAAACAAAUAAAAAUAGAAAUCAAAUUUCUAGAAUCAGUCUGACACUUGUCAAAAUUUUAUUUCAACGACAGUUAGUCGUCUUUUCUGUUCUGCUUUAUGCAUCUGUGGGAAGUCAGGCUUGUAAUUUUUAGUUGUUGAUGACUUGAUGCUCAAGUCGUCAUUUUGGCCUGGCCAUUAUCAAUUCAUUUCAACAUGUACUUUGGGUCCUCUAAAAAAGUCUACAGAUAUUCCUGUUAUAAUGCUCACUUCCAAGGAAACUCAGUCUUGUUUAUUGAAUGAUCAAUGCCUAAGUCAAUAUAAUGAAAACAUUGGUCAUAUUUUAACAACAAGAAUUUGUUUUUCACAAUUGUAUCUUAACACAAGGCUUGAAGUAUGUGAUUACCUUCAAAACUGCAACAGGUUACUUUGAAUUCUUCUCCACAGGCUUAAUUGAAGGAAGUUACUGCUAUAUUCAACUUGUUAUGUUUGAUGAUCAAUUUGGAUGCUUCGUUUACAGUUUAUCUACUGUUCACCAAGUUUGAUACUCAUCUGUUUCUACAGAAUUCAGUUAAGAGGUAUGCUAUAAAGCAUAAGCAUAUCUAUUUAGUGCCUAUGUCAUAUGGAGGUUAGUUUGUCAUCCACUUUAGUUAUAUACAUAUCAAGGAAAAGGUGUGGUUAUUUUUUGAAAACUCAAGUCAAAGCUCCUUAAGUAUUGUUACUGCUAUGUUGUUUUAAGAAACAUUAGAAUUUUCGAGAAUAUGAUGAAAUGGAAAUAUUAGGUGUUUUCUGCAUCACUGGCCAUUCCUUUGUCUGAUAUUGCCAUCUUUUUUUAACAGGCGCCAGCAUGAAGCAGAACUGAAAUUAGUAGAAGAAGAAACUACAAAGAGGGUUGAAGAGGCAAUUCAGAAAAAAGUUGAAGAGAAGUUGAACUCUGCCUACAUGAAGCUUGAAAUUGAUAAGCGACUUUCAGAAGGUCGGAAGAAGCUUGUCAUUGAGGUUGCAGCUCAGCUUCAAAAGGAGCGGGAAGCUGCACUUAUCAUGGCCAAACAAAAGGAGGAGCAAGCCAGGAAGGAGGCCGAGGAAAUGGAUAAGAUGCUUGAAGAGAAGAGGAUGAAGAUCGAAGAAGCUCAGAGAAGGGAAGCUUUGGAGCAGCAGAGGAUCGAGGAGGAACGAUAUAGGGAACUGGAGGAGCUUCAAAGACAGAAAGAGGAGGCUAUGCGAAGGAAGAAACAGGAAGAAGAGGAAGAACGUGCCAAACAAAUGAAGCUGUUGGGCAAGAACAAAUCUCGCCCAAAGUUGUCUUUCGCUUUCGGGUUAAAAUAAAUCUGGUCGACUAAUGAAGAUUCCAGAAGAAGGUCCGUCGUCAUCUGUGUAUUUCUGUAUUUUUUUUUCCUUUAGCCUUUUUUUUUGUUUUUACUGGGCAGUGUUUUUGUGUUCAAAUUUGAUGGCAAAUGAAUGAAUGAAGUGUUAGCAGUUUAGAUGUAAUACAACCAACAGUGAACAUGAAAGUGUGGCAACAAUAGGCGCUGCUUACAAUUUCAG